This is a messenger RNA of Homalodisca vitripennis (glassy-winged sharpshooter), 740 nucleotides long. RefSeq names its product putative gustatory receptor 28b. Bases 1 to 546 code for a protein of 181 amino acids. The record is from RefSeq and is a predicted model, not a curated record. NCBI's taxonomy places the organism in Eukaryota, Metazoa, Arthropoda, Insecta, Hemiptera, Cicadellidae. The transcript has 5 exons. Gene Ontology annotation, biological process: sensory perception of taste. Gene Ontology annotation, cellular component: neuronal cell body; dendrite; membrane.
AUGGCACUGGAUACAUCUGAACUGAAAGAAGAUUGCAAGAGACGCACUACACUGUCCAAGAUAAAGAAACUGAAGACUCUGAUGAACACCUACUGGAUGUUGUGUGACGCCGUACACCAGGCUAAUGACUUCUACUGCGACCAGCUGAUGGCCGUUAUGUUCUCCUUAUUCGUCCACGUCACUAUCAAGGCCUACUUCUUCUUCUUGUUCCUCAGAGCUGGUGAGGUGUUCGCUAUGAUUUCAGAGGCAGCCUGGGUCCUAGUUUACAUCUGCUAUGCUGUUCUACUAGUGAACUCAGGCACAUACGUUACUAAAUCGGCUGAUGAAAUGAGGCUGGUGAUUAGCCAGUUUGUAAACAAAAAUCUGAACCCAAGCUUAAGGAAACAGCUGGAAGUGUUUCUGCUGCAUUUACUUCAUCACAAUUCAAAAUUUUCCGCUCGCGGGUUUUUCCAGAACUACAACGAGACUCUCACAUCGAUGGCUGGAGCGGUGACAACUUACCUGGUGAUACUUAUCCAGUUCCAGACCGAGCGACAAACUAUCUAGACUAGAGAAACGGUUUUUGGUAUUAAGCUUUUUAUAAGAUGUUACACAGAGUCACUUAUAUUACAUAUUCUACUAUCAAGAAGUUGUAAUUUCCUUCUCAAGUAUUUCACUUGUAGAUCCACACAAAAUUCAGCAUAGCGAUCUGCAUAUUACUAAUAUAACUAGUACACCAAAAUUAUAAAAUUGUAAUUAAA